Molecule: messenger RNA, 3096 nt
Organism: Plectropomus leopardus (leopard coralgrouper)
Lineage: Eukaryota; Metazoa; Chordata; Actinopteri; Perciformes; Serranidae
Product: ecto-NOX disulfide-thiol exchanger 2
Biological process (GO): ultradian rhythm
Cellular component (GO): external side of plasma membrane; plasma membrane
Molecular function (GO): oxidoreductase activity; RNA binding
Source: RefSeq, a predicted model, not a curated record
CAGAGGCUUUUCCUGGUUACCCACUCAGCAAGAAGCAGCUGAAAGAAACUUUCAAGUGUCGUGAGGAUAUGUGUGGACGUCUAUUAGCAGCACAGAGAGCAUGGAGGAGGACAGACGCCACAGCCAGGAUCAAAGAUGAAACCAAACAACUGUGACGUCCUUUUUGCCAGAUUGAAGUGGCCUGGUACUUCAGAGAACUGGGUCUGUGACGUCAACAACGCAGGAUAGGACAGCUUAAGCGUGAAAGGGGGAGAGAGAGGGGAUGACAUGCAACAAGGAUAUAGCCUUUGUAAAAGGAGACACCCACUCUACCAGAUUUGCUACAAGACCAGAGAAGCUGAGAUCACACACGUCGACGCUGCAGCUCUAACAUGUACAAAGAGUACAGAUCGAGCCGAGUCACCGGACUCAACGCUCUGCCCUUUGAUCCAGCAACCAAUAACGACCCUCUCCAGUUCAGCAACUCCAGCGGACCACUGGUGACAGAGUGCCCUCCUCUGGAAAACACUGCCGAGAAUAGCAAGAAGAGGAAGAGAGCCAGCCUGCCUCCAGAAGGUAUCUGUAACAUGACAAUGGACUCCAACUCGAUGACGAUGCCCAUGUCGGACCCCAACGCCUGGGCAACAGCCAUGAACAACCUCGGGAUGCCUCCCAUCGGAAUCACUGGACAGCAACUCAUGCCAGAUUUUGAUCCCAGUCUUGGUAUGAUGGCUGGAAUUACCCCCCUGAACCCCAUGAUGCCCGGCCUCGGUAUGGUGCCCGCACCCCUUUCACAGGAUGUGCCAGUUAUCAAGGAGAUCAUCCACUGCAAGAGCUGCACCCUGUUCCCCCCCAACCCCAAUCUUCCGCCUCCGGCCACAAGAGACCGCCCUCCAGGCUGUAAGACGGUGUUUGUCGGCGGUCUGCCCGAGAACUCCAAUGAGCAGCUCAUCAUGGAGGUGUUUGGGCAGUGUGGAGAUAUCACCGCCAUACGCAAGAGCAAGAAAAACUUCUGCCAUAUCAGAUUUGCUGAAGAGUUCACUGUGGACAAGGCUCUCUUCCUGUCGGGUUACCGUAUCCGUUUGGGCUCCAGCACAGACAAAAAAGACACCGGCCGUCUCCACGUGGACUUCGCCCAGGCCAGAGACGACCUCUACGAGUGGGAGUGUCGCCAGCGCAUGUUGGCCAGAGAGGAGAGGCACCGCCGCAAGAUGGAGGAGGAUCGCCUCCGGCCGCCCUCCCCUCCUCCCAUCGUGCACUACUCUGAACACGAGUGCAGUCAGCUGGGAGACAAGAUCAAAGACGAUGGCAAGUUUCCAGAAGCAGUGCGUGUGCUCCUGACCUGGCUGGAACGAGGUGAAGUCAACCGCAGGAACGCCAACAACUUCUACUCCAUGAUUCAGUCGUCCAAUGGCCACAUCCGCCGGCUGACCAGCGAGAAGAGUCAACACGAGAAGGAGAUGGAGGAGGCCAAAGACAAGUUCAAGACCGCUCUGUCCGGCAUACUCGGUCAAUUUGAACAGAUUGUGUCUGUAUUCCAAGCUGCUUCCAAACAAAAGGCAUGGGACCAUUUCUCCAAAGCUCAGCGCAAGAACCUGGACAUGUGGCGCAAACAAGCGGAGGAGAUCAGAAACAUGCACAACGAGCAGCUGAUGGGCAUCAGGCGGGAGGAGGAGAUGGAGAUGUCGGACGAUGACAUGGAGGAUUCCCCCGACAGCAAGGACUCCGAGGACUCAGGUGUUUCCCAAGCAGAAGCCUUAAAGGAGGAGAACGACUCCCUGCGCUGCCAGCUGGACGCCUACAGGAACGAGGUGGAGCUGCUCAAACAGGAACAGGGCAAGAACCAACCAAUCAGCAGUGAGGAGGACAACACACACUCUCAGCAGCUCAGUUUCCUGCAGCAGGCUCUGCAAGGCAUGCAGAAGCAACUGUUAAAAAUGAGGGAAGAAUUAAAACAGCGUGAGGCAGAGCUGGAGAAAAGUUUGGAGGACAAACAGCAGCUGAAGAACCAAGUGCAGACCCUGAAGGAGGGACUUCAGAACCUGCAAAACACACACACAAAUGUAAUGCAGCUGGAGAUGUCGACGCAAGAUGACAGAGGCAGCGAGGAGAGCGCUAAUCAAACCAGCGAGGCCACAGUGUCAACGGUGGUGUCCUGCAGUCAGGAGAAGGAAGGUCCUACAGAGAAGAAUCCACCGAGUCCUGUCCACUCUGAGAGGGAGGCACUGCUAGUUGGGAUCAUUUCCACGUUCCUGCACGUCCACCCGUUCGGAGCCAGCAUCGAGUACAUCUGUUCCUACCUGCAGCGUUUGGACACCAAGAUUAACACCAGUGAGGUGGAGGCUCUUCUUUCUCGACUGCCCUGCACCUUCAGACAGGAGCUGACUGGCGUCGGAGCCAGUCUGGAGAAACGCUGGAACUUCUGCGGCUUCCAGGGCAUCAAGAGCACAUAGACUCUGCCCAGGACGCUUCUGGGACAUCAUAGAGACAACAGACAGAUGAGACAAAAUAGGGACACCGUAGAGAUGCGAAAGACACAGUAUAAAACUCGCAAAAUAUCAAAGACGGUGGACUGUACCUGACUGUAUAAGGACACAGAGGACUGAGCACAGAUCUCAGAUCAGGAGGGAAUGUUACAUGAGCAUUUCAGGGACGUAAAAACGCAGCAUUUCCAAGGUAACAGGAAUGUUGACACCAAAUCGCGGUGACAAAGUCUUCAUGAACUCUCAGUUUCUUAGUGUCUGCAAAGCAUUUUUAGACAUAACGACUCUGCAGUAGUCGCAGAAGACCACCGGCUCCUACAGUCACUGGAUUAUAAUGUAGUUAUCGCCCACGUGGGCCGGGGCAUUGUGCUUUCUGAGCCUGCGACUGGCUCUGUAUGGUGUCGGUGUGAGCCAGGACCACAGGGCUAACCGAGGAGGCUUAUCAGGGUCUAACUGAACACUCCAAACCUCCGAAGCCUUGGGCCUCCCUCUCUUCUCUUUUUGCUGUUCCUGGUUUGUAAAAUAGAUCAAAAAUGGAUAUAUUUCUUCAUUUUAUGUAAAGGCUGUUACCAGUUGCAUAGAAUCAUUUGUUGUAAUACACUGUAAAUGCUUGGAUGAUAUUUUUGAUUAUAAA